Nakaseomyces glabratus is the source of this 1461-nucleotide messenger RNA. RefSeq names its product Drn1p (gene DRN1). Gene Ontology annotation, cellular component: post-mRNA release spliceosomal complex. Gene Ontology annotation, biological process: mRNA splicing, via spliceosome. The record is from RefSeq and is a predicted model, not a curated record. NCBI's taxonomy places the organism in Eukaryota, Fungi, Ascomycota, Saccharomycetes, Saccharomycetales, Saccharomycetaceae. Gene Ontology annotation, molecular function: RNA lariat debranching enzyme activator activity.
AUGAAGAUAAUGGUGGCCAACCCUGGGUUGGAAAACACAAAAGAAGCCUUGGAUAAAAUUCAAAUAGCAAAUGAGAAAAAUGGUCCAUUUGAGACUGUAUUCCUGUUGGGGCAAAAUAAAGAGGAUACGAGUUAUGAUCUUAAGGAUACAAACACAAUACUUGUAACAAAUCAAUUGAAAAAUGGCCGUACUACAAGAAAAUCAUCUGUAAUCAUAUUGCAUGGAUUUGGUAUAAUGAAACUGGCAUCGGGCCUAGUAGUUGGAUAUAUUACAUUAUCAAAAAAUUCAUUACAGCAAGAGAAGAAAUCAAUUUUGGAAUAUUUUAAGGCCAGUAAAGAAUUUAUUGAUGUAUUGGUUACUAACAUUGGUUCAAAAGCUGUUGCCUCGCAUUUGCAGUACAAAGCGAAUGGCAAUUCAAUCAUAGAUGAAGUGAUGAAACAUUGUAAACCACAAUACCAUUUAACGUAUGAUGGUGAUAGAGGCUAUCACGAUAUGAAACCCUUCUGCUGGGGAGAGACAAGCUCUGAUAGUCAAAUAACGAGAUAUUACAAUCUUCCUUCUUACUCCCCAAUAACAAAAAGUAAAUGGAUUGUUGCCUUUUCUAUUGAGCCAGGUAAGGACUUUAAUGAAAUAAAUGACUAUAAGAACGAGCUUGGAACAAAUCCAUACUUAUUAAAACCAGCACUGAAGAGGGACCGUAGUGGAAUUGAACAGAAUGCCCAUACAAAGAAAACUAAAAUAGACUCUACAACUUGUCAUUUUUGCUUUAGUAAUCCUAAUGUUGAAGACCAAAUGAUUGUUGCUAUAGCCAAACAUUCGUACUUGACUCUUGCCAAAGGACCAUUAACAGUACCAAAAGGAGAUAUGAGUUUUUCAGGCCAUGCAUUGAUCACGCCUAUUAACCAUGUUGCUAAGAUUGACAAAUCAUUAGACAAUGAACUCAGUAAAGAAAUCGAGUUGUUUGAAUCUAGAGUAGCAAAGAUGAACUACAAGUUGUUCGAUUGCUCAACAGUAGUAUUUGAAAUCCAAUCUGAUAAAGCUAUACAUUUUCAUAAACAAGUAAUACCAGUACCGAAAUAUUUGAUAACUAAAUUUGAAAGAGCAUUAGACAGGCAAGUUCAUAUCAACUCUGAGAGAGGUAACUGCAAAUUAGAAUUUGAGAAGUUUGACGGUUUAGAUAAUGAGGAGUAUCGUAAGAUUGUCGGCAGAAAAGAUACUAAUUAUCUACAAUUUACGAUUUACGAGACUGACACAUCAAAAGCCACAAUAUACAUAUCAAGUUUUGAUAUCACAGAAAGGUUAGACCUCCAAUAUGGUAGGCGUACUUUAGCAUUUGUGCUAAAUCUACCAAAGAGGGUCCAAUGGAAUUCACCAAUAUGUCAACAAUCGAAGGAACAGGAACUAAAAGAAGCACAAUUGUACCAAAAGAGUUUUAAGAAUUUUGAUUUCACCUUGGAAUAA